AGGCAGUGAAUCAGUUCCGACUCUUACGUCUGACUACCGGUGUUUGUCAUUGAGAGUGACCAUUAUCUGAAGCAAUAGCGGAAAUAGACAAUCUCUCUUCCAUCGCCAACUCACUAUAGUCACUGUACAAUUGUCAUAUACGGUGAGUUAAUACACAAGGAAAAUUCAAAAUAGACGGUAUUUGAAAAUUCUCAUUAUUUGUCAAACUUGUUUUGUGAUUCAGUUAGAUGGGUAUGCUCACUUGAAACUUAAUCAAGAGUAUCACAAUGACCUACUUUUCAAUGACACUGGUGUUGGUAUGCGGGAUUAUCGGGAUCGUAUCCGCCCUGGAGGGUGACAAUGUCUGUACACGUUCUGUCGCUCAGAAAGUUUCGUACAUAGAGACAAGAAGGGUAUCUAAACAAAGAUGCAGCACCCCUACAGAUUGUAAAACUGUCUAUUCACUGCAAAAAGUCAUCAAGUUCCGGAUUACGUACGCCAUACAGAGAUACUGCUGCCCGGGCUUUAUACAGGAAGGGAAUCGCUGUGUCCUAAUCAUUACAACAACACCGUCCACAACAUUAGCUCCAACUACAACACAAACGACAACCACGACAAACCCAGAUGACGUAGGUGAUCCUAUAGAGGGCGCUUUAGAGGAAGCUGACGGAAAUGGCGGCGCUCUGUCGGAGGGAGCAGUUGUUGGAGUAGUGUUAGCUGUUGUUUUUGUCAUGGCCGCUGCACUUGUCGGGCUCAUGUUCAAAAUCCGCAAAAAAAAGAAACAAGACAAGGAGGCAAUAAUCCAGUCCGAGAUGUACCGAGGGCAGUCCCUCCACGAGAACGGGAUAGACCCAGACCAGAUAUCAGGGGGAGCCUUUGAAAACGACCUCUAUAAUCUCAAUACAAACAAACCCCCUAGAGGAGUAACAUCAACACCCGAAAUGUACGAUCAACUUCAUUUGUACGGGAACGCCGCAGACGAGGCAAUCCACGAUUACGAACGCCCCGUCAGAUCCAAAACAGUCGGGGGCGGUGCGGGGGAUUAUUACAGCAAAGCAAUGAUACCUAACCCUAGUUUUAAGUCCGAGGGACAUCAGACAGUCAAGUAUCAAAAUAAAGGCGAUGUAUCAGGAAAAGUGAGAGUGUUCGAAAGGCUUGCGUCAAAUCAAUCAGAUGAUCAAACUUUUACCAACAAAAUGCUUUAUUCCGAUGUCAGAUACUGAAAUCAAAAAUAAU
Messenger RNA from Saccostrea cuccullata (small rock oyster), 1215 nucleotides. RefSeq lists its product as uncharacterized. NCBI's taxonomy places the organism in Eukaryota, Metazoa, Mollusca, Bivalvia, Ostreida, Ostreidae. The coding region runs from base 267 to 1202 and encodes 311 amino acids. The transcript is spliced from 7 exons. The record is from RefSeq and is a predicted model, not a curated record.